Letharia columbiana is the source of this 606-nucleotide messenger RNA. RefSeq lists its product as uncharacterized. The transcript is spliced from 2 exons. The coding region runs from base 1 to 606 and encodes 201 amino acids. The record is from RefSeq and is a predicted model, not a curated record. NCBI's taxonomy places the organism in Eukaryota, Fungi, Ascomycota, Lecanoromycetes, Lecanorales, Parmeliaceae.
AUGCAGGAUCUUACAUCCAUCCCAACACCAAGCACAUCAACCUUGGUGCCGCAACUUCAACCUCUCCCUCUCCCACCACUCACAUUCAACUCACAAAACACAUGCUCCAAUUCCUCGCCGAUAAAGAUCAUCCCACCAGGUUUCAAACUCCCAGGUCUGUCGCCCUCGGAAUUAACACUCCUUCACCGUAAACAGACGAAAUUGGCUUCCACCGUCACCUCCACCGACCAUUCCCUACCCAACGCGCCAGGCCUUCUCCACGCACUAGCAUCCACUCUCAUCUUCGCCCAACACGAGGCCGGUACCGCCAUCUGCAUCGAUCCAGCAGGCUGGAUCCUGACCUGCGCGCACUGCUUCGGUGACGACGAAACAGAGUACCAAGCUGACUCCAGACGGAGAUGGCUCUUAUUUUACACGGGCUUAGCUGUGCAAGUUGAGUGUAGAGUGUGGGAUCCGAAAAGGGAUUUGGCGCUGUUGAAGAUUGUGGCGGUCGAGACUGAUGGAGGCAAAGAGGGGACGAAUCCCCGCGUUUCGACACGCUUGCCUUUCGUCCCAUCCACCGGCACCGAAGACGCCAAUCAUCUGUAUAGGCCAACCUGGUCGUGA